AAUAAUAAAAAAAUAUCCUUCACACCUCCUUGCGUACAAUGCAACAGUGCAAUUCCUGCAACAUCGCGCACAAAAUGUGAAAAUUUGAUUUUAUUUCUGUGUACAACGAAAUCGAAUACAACAAAAAACAAAAUCGAAUUUCAUACACCAUUCAACAUGUCGCACACAUCCGAUUGCAGUAUUUUAGAUAAUUUAACAACCUCACAACCGCAGCUGCUAACGCGUUGCAGCAGCACCGACAGUGGCAGUCAACUCGUCCUAAACUGCCAGCGAAAUGGCAGUGCUAAAGGCACAGCUGUUCCCUCCUCGAACAAUGCGCCUUCAGCUGCAGGCGCAGUGCGAAUUUUUGUCGAUGCAGACGGUGGCAUACGCAACACAGGCUUCGUGGACAAUUUUGCGGUACAGCGUCGUCACUCUGAGUAUGUGGAAGCCUACGUGGAUAUGUUGCACGAUGGCAGUAGUAAUGUGAAUGUACGUCGCGCGCGACCAGUAUCCUGUUUUGUGCAAACGAAACUCACCAAGAAUGGCUGUAUCAGUGCUUUACAGCAGCAGCAGCAGCAGCAGCAACGGCAACGGCAACCGCUAAAUUCAGGUCAAUUGCGGCAGGAAUUUGCUGCAACAAUGGCGGCCUGGCUGAAACCAAUGAACUCACAAAGCAAUCUUUGCAAUGGUGGCAUUCCCAGUCAGAAUCAUAUACUCGCAUCGAAAAUAAAAAAUAAUUGCAGUCCAAAUGGCCAGAAGAAGGGCACCGUUACGCUGUCACAUCUGCCACAGCGACCACCUGUCGAUAUUGAAUUCACUGAAAUAUCCUAUUCAGUAUCAGAAGGACGAAGGCGUGGCUUAAAGACUAUACUCAAAAGUGUUUCGGGCAAGUUUCGCAAUGGCGAACUUACUGCCAUUAUGGGACCGUCCGGAGCGGGGAAGAGUACACUUAUGAACAUUUUAGCUGGCUACAAAACAUCCCAGUUGAGUGGUUCGGUUCUGAUUAAUGGCAAAGAGCGCAAUCUGCGUCGCUUCCGCAAACUUUCUUGCUACAUCAUGCAAGACGACAUACUGAUUGCGAAUCUCACGGUACGUGAAUCCAUGAUGAUCUCAGCCAAUCUGAAACUGGGUAAAGAUAUGAAUUUGGCUGCCAAGAGAGUCGUAGUUGAUGAGAUACUUGAAACAAUUGGUCUCAUGGAAUCCUGCAACACGAAGACCUACAAUCUUUCGGGUGGACAACGUAAACGUCUCUCCAUUGCACUCGAGUUGGUCAACAAUCCGCCAGUGAUGUUCUUUGACGAACCCACAUCCGGUUUGGAUAGUUCAACCUGCUUCCAGCUGAUUUCUUUGCUCAAGUCUUUGGCUCGUGGCGGCCGCACUAUCGUUUGCACUAUUCACCAGCCGUCGGCGCGUCUCUUUGAAAAAUUUGAUCACUUGUACAUGCUCGCCGAGGGCCAGUGCAUGUACCAAGGACGCGUGCGAGGUCUGGUGCCAUUUCUCUCGUCGCUCGGCUACGACUGCCCUUCAUAUCACAAUCCGGCCGACUAUGUGCUGGAGGUAGCCUGCGGCGAGUAUGGCGAAGCUGUGCAAAAGCUGGUGGCGGCGGUCAAGGAUGGCAAGUGCAAGAAAUACAGCCAAAAGGACUAUGGAUUGAAUAUGACGGGUGUACGCUGCAUUGCGAAUGAUAUUGCCAAAGGCGAUGGUGCCGAUAAUGGUUGCAAGAAUGUUAAUAGUGCAACAACAACGUCGCUCACGGCGACCACAACACUCACACAUACAGAUGAGAAAUUCCAAAUGGAUGCAUCGGCCAUAGGCUUGGUGGCCAAAUCGGAUUCGAAUGAAUCGACUACAGCCAUGUUACAGUCACAACAGUCACAGCAAUCAGACUGUACCGUUAUAAAUUUAAACAUUCCAAGCAGUAAUAAUGGCAAUGGAAAUUCCAGUACUGGACUGAUCUACAAUGUUCAUGAAGAUAGCUGCAGUCUGAACUCGAAGGGUGGACAAAAUGCCCUCACUGCAGCCGCCGAGAAAGCUGCAGCCGCCGGCUGCACCACUUCGUUGCUGGAUUCGCACGAGAGUGUCGUUACGCUGCCCAACAGCUCUGGCUUCCCCACCAGCGGCUGGACACAAUUCUGGAUACUGUUAAAGCGUUCCUUUGUGACGAUUAUGCGCGAUCGCAUGUUGACGCAUAUGCGUUUAGCCUCGCACGUUAUUGUGGGCGCCAUCAUUGGCAUGAUUUACUAUGAUGUGGGCAAUGAAGCGUCGAAGGUGAUGAGCAAUGCCGGAUGUAUUUUCUUCACAACACUAUUCACAAUGUUUACAGCGAUGAUGCCGACGAUAUUGACUUUUCCCACUGAGAUGUCGGUGUUUGUGCGGGAGCAUCUAAAUUACUGGUACUCGCUGAAGGCGUUCUACUUUGCUAAGACAAUGGCUGAUCUACCCUUUCAGAUCUUCUUCUCCAGUGUCUAUGUGAUUGUUGUCUACUAUUUGACCUCGCAACCUAUGGAAUGGUUACGCAUCUCAAUGUUUGUCUUCAUUUGUGUGCUCACAUCGUUGGUGGCGCAAUCGCUGGGCUUGCUCAUUGGUGCUGGCAUGAAUAUCGAAGCGGGUGUUUUCCUGGGGCCCGUAACUACAAUACCAACCAUACUAUUCUCAGGCUUCUUUGUUAACUUCGACACUAUACCAGGCUAUCUGCAGUGGGUAACCUACGUCAGUUAUGUGCGCUAUGGAUUUGAGGGCGCCAUGGUAUCAAUAUACGGCAUGGAUCGUGCCAAAUUGGAGUGUCAUGAAAUGUAUUGUCACUUCCGUAGUCCAAAGAAGUUCUUGGAAGAGAUGUCUAUGGAUCAGGCCGAGUACUGGAUUGAUGCGGUAGCCUUGCUGGGUACAUUCAUUGCGCUGCGCAUUAUUGCGUACUUUGUGCUGCGCUGGAAGCUGCAUCUGAUACGCUAAGCAGGGCUGAGGCAACAGCCAGCCAGUAGCUAUAAGACGUACUCUGUAAUUAAUAUAUGUAUGUAAAAUGUAUCUAUGUUUAUGUAUUUGUAAGUAGUAGAGAGUCUUCAAGACAGUUCCAAGGGCAUUUCACGCGCCGAUUUCAGUUUAUUUGAAAUCGUACGUUUAAUGUGUUUUCUAUAAUAAAAUUGAUAUUAUUUAGAGAGUCUUGAAUUUAUAGAAAGCUACAAAGACAUGUGUACAUACAUAUGUAUGUAUGUACAUGUUUAAAAAAUAUAGAAUUUUUACGCAUAUUCAACUUGUAAUUAAAUAUAAAUUACUUACAAGUAAUUAACUUACAUAUAUAUGUAACUUUGUAUAUUAUUAAGAAACCUGUUUGCAAAUGUGCUUUAGUUUUCAUUCUAUUUUACUUUUUGUUAAACCCAGAGACUUUUUUGUAUGGAAAAAUGUUGGUAAAAUUAUUAUAUUAGCGCGUAAAUAGCUUGAAAUAUUAUACACAUCAUAGAUGAAAUAAAACUUUAAAUAAAACAUCCAAGAUAUAAAUACAAAUCAUGCAUAGCAAACUUAUUAUCCAAUGAAGAUAGCACUUAAAUCAGAGGAUCCCAAAAUUUUUUCCAGUUGACCAAUUUCAAAAUUUUAAUGGUUCGUAAACCGGAGAUGGACAUCGCCUUGCCCGCAGGCAAAGCUCUUUUAAGCUUUCUAUGUAUUUUGUAUAGAGGCAUGCAGAGUAAGG
This is a messenger RNA of Rhagoletis pomonella (apple maggot), 3664 nucleotides long. RefSeq names its product ATP-binding cassette sub-family G member 4-like. Gene Ontology annotation, molecular function: ATP hydrolysis activity; ATP binding; ABC-type transporter activity. The coding region runs from base 157 to 2931 and encodes 924 amino acids. The transcript has 6 exons. Gene Ontology annotation, cellular component: plasma membrane. The record is from RefSeq and is a predicted model, not a curated record. Lineage: Eukaryota; Metazoa; Arthropoda; Insecta; Diptera; Tephritidae.